This is a messenger RNA of Alosa sapidissima (American shad), 2530 nucleotides long. RefSeq names its product protein phosphatase 1, regulatory subunit 3Db (gene ppp1r3db). Gene Ontology annotation, biological process: regulation of glycogen biosynthetic process. The transcript has 2 exons. Gene Ontology annotation, cellular component: protein phosphatase type 1 complex. Lineage: Eukaryota; Metazoa; Chordata; Actinopteri; Clupeiformes; Clupeidae. Gene Ontology annotation, molecular function: glycogen binding; protein phosphatase 1 binding. Bases 576 to 1478 code for a protein of 300 amino acids. The record is from RefSeq and is a predicted model, not a curated record.
CAGGAAGAGCAUAAGAUUGCGGAAGAGUUUCAAACCAGUAGUAGCCUGCCUAUCGUUUCGUUUUCUUAACGCACUUCCAAAAUGCGCAAAAAAAUCAAGUUGCAUGACCAUUAAGAGAUUCUCAAGCGCUACUACGUGCUGGUGAGGUAGCCUCAUAUCAUGUGUGCACGUCGUCUACUACGCUUCCCAAAGGGAUUGGUGUCUAAAUGUCAAAGGUUAUGUAUUCCGAAACGAGCCAGGACAACAACGAUUCUACAAUCACGCUGCUUGACAUUAACUUGCUCCAACUCCUUAAUUAUAGGAACUUUGUUUACGGAAACAAUAAUUACCAAUUGAAGUCAGAAUAUCCUACGUCACGAUUUCCCUCGACUCGCUCCGAAGUUUGACUUUGGAAGGAAGUAUUGACGUUUUCGUGUCACUACUAAGUUACUUCUAAGCCUAAUAUGGAUUUGAUAUCUCAGAAGACAUGGCUUGUUGUCAAGGGUUAUGCAUUUAGUUGAUGGAAAGAGAGGAGUCGGAUGUUUAAAGAGGUGCAGACCGACCGCAAGUAAGUAAAUGUACUCUUGCACAGAAUCAUGUCCAAAUUCAGUCCACAACCUUCUGGCCCAAAGAGUGAUCUGGGCCCUCAAUUCACCACGGGCAUGAGUCAGAUGUCCCAGCCAACCAUGAUUAUCCGCUUGAGCGAUAUCUACAAGCCGGAGUCGGAGCGAAAGCCAGUGAGGAUCCGACCCCCCAGCCCACGGUCUCCAUCCCCUAUGGAGUCAAAACAUAGACGCAGUCUGUCCUGUGAGGCCACACCAAAGCCAAUCAUGAGGCGACGUGCCCAGUCCCUGCCGUCCACACCCAGUCGUCGCCCCAAGCAGGCCCACAUGCAGGUGCGCUUCGCUGACUCUCUGGGCCUGGAGCUGGAAAAGGUCAAGGUGUUCAAGGUCGGAGAGGACCCGCUGAUACCACACCAUGUGCUCUCUAGACUCCUGAUGAACUCGGAGCUCUUCUCCGGCAAGGACCUCGAGCUCUCCCUGCCUUACUUUAAGCCCAGCUUCCCAGAGGAUAUAGGUGCUCAACCGGGAUUUCUGGAACGCUUGCGUGGACAGAAGGUGUGUUUGGAGAGGGUUUUGUGUUCCGAUGUUGGGAUCAUUGGAACCGCUCAGGUUCUAAACCUUGCCUUCGAGAAGGAGGUCACAGUGCGUUACUCUUUCACGGACUGGAAGAGCACGGCCGAGACCAAGGCCAGUUGGGUUGCCGCCGCGUCCAGCGACAGACCCGGCCAGCCGGAGGCGGACGUCUUCCGCUUCCGUUUGCCAGUUCCACCAUUUAUUUUGCAACCUGGUGCUAUCUUGGAGUUUGCCGUUCGCUUCCAGGUCAUGAGGGCAGAGUACUGGGACAACAAUGGAGGCAAUAACUACAAGCUCACCUGCCAGAACUACAAACUAUCUGUCCCAAGAGAGUGUGAGGACAGCAUGGUGCACUUUAUUUAGUUGACCACUGGAGGGAGCCAUUAAGAUUUUGAAUUUGAAUAUUUUGUAAUUGUUGAAUAGGCACUUAGAAAUAGACCAUAUCAUUGUUUUUAAAACAUUGAAACCUUAUAGUGGCACAAUUAGAUCAAAAGCUUUUAAAAAAGAAAAUGUGUAAUCUUUUUAGGGAUAUAACCAUUUUUGUCCAUAAAUCUUUCUUACAUCUGUUUAAACAAAUUGUCAAACAAACACAGCUACAACUGCAUUUUAGCCAUUUAGAGGUAGCCUAGAUUUUGCUUGGUUUGUUGACUUUACUCAUCAGUAUCAGAAACAUUUACAACAGUCUUAUAUUCCUAGACAGCAGUUGCUAUUUUGGUUGCUACUUAUGUUACUUACUUAAGUUAAUGCUAUGUAAUCAACUUAAGUAAACAACAUGUGUAUUUACUGUAGACAGAAUAUUAUGUUGUGGGCCCUUAUUUCUUAAAAUAAUUCAGGUAGUUUUACAUUAAAUUAUAAUAUUCUGAUACUGAUUCUGAUUUAUGAUGAGUGAAUUAAAAAAAGAAGGAAAAGGAUUUAAAAUAUUCUCAAAAAUGCAUGCUUAAGUUGUUUAAAUGUUACUCUGCAAACCUGUUGCAAUUGCAGGAAUAUUUGAUCCUCAGACACAAGACAGAAACAGUGUGGGAGUGUGAGAGAGACUGUUGUGGUCCUAACUAAAAUGGCACAUCACAUUUGACCUUUCACCAUUGCCGUUGCCCUCGGGUCAUCUGUCGGUCAUCAGGCCUUGGUAUGUCAACAAGGUGCUCAGCUCCCUAAUGGACUGGACUGUUGCAGACACAAAUUGCAUGACCGUGCUAUGUGUUUCCAAGAAUAUCCCGUCCUCACCAAACAAGAGCAAAGCCCACUAUGGAGCUGCCCCAUGUGAGUCAUUCACAGCUGGCAAGUUCUGAAUGUCAGGGACAUCAAAGAGCAUGUGCAGGGGGAGAGAGCAGCCCAGUGUGCAAGAGCAGACAGCUCCACCAGAGAUUACUGUUCACUAAUUUCACAAGAAUGAAUUAGAUGUUUUAGAUUAAUUUAGA